GCUGUGGGGAGCUCGAGCCCGGGAACUCGCGGGGACUCCAGGAUGGGGUCCCAGGUCUCCGUGGACGCGUCCGUGCACGUGGUCAUCGUUGGAGGCGGCUUCGGGGGGAUCGCGGCCGCCAGCCAGCUCCAGGCCUGGGGGGUCCCCUUCACGCUGUUGGACAUGAGAGACUCCUUCCAUCACAACGUGGCGGCGCUCCGGGCUUCCGUGGAGAGCGGAUUUGCCAAGAAGACCUUCAUCUCCUACACGAAGAGCUUCCAGGACAGCUUCCGGCAGGGCCUGGUAGAGGGGCUGGACCUGGACAAGCAGAGGGUACUGCUCCAGGGUGGGGAGGCUCUGCCCUUCUCCCACCUCAUCCUGGCCACUGGCAGCCGUGGCUCCUUCCCUGGGAAAUUUAACCAGGUGGCCACCCUGCAGGAGGCCAUCGAAGCUUAUGAAGAGAUGGUGAGGCAGGUCCAGAAUUCCCAGCACAUUGUGGUGGUUGGAGGAGGCUCAGCUGGAGUAGAGAUGGCUGCAGAAGUGAAAACCGAUUACCCUGAGAAAAAGGUUACUCUCGUUCACUCCCAAACCCCGCUGGCUGACCCAGAGCUCCUGCCCUGUGUUCGGCAGGAAGUGAAGAAGAUUCUCCUGGAGAAGGGGGUGGAGCUCGUGUUGAAUGAGCGAGUGAGCAACCUGGAGGAGCUGCCUCUCAAUGAAUAUCAUGACAGUAUCCGAGUACAGACGGACAAGGGGACUCAGCUGGUGGCAAACCUGGUGAUCCUCUGCACCGGGAUAAAGAUCAACUCCUCGGCGUACAGCAGCGCCCUGGGCGAUAAGAUGGCCGGCGACGGUUCCUUGAUGGUGAACGAGCACCUGCAGGUCCAGGGCUUCCAUAACAUCUACGCCAUUGGGGACUGCGCCCAUGUGAAGGAGCCCAAGAUGGCGUACCACGCAGGCCUCCAUGCCAACGUUGCCGUGACCAACAUCGUCAACAGCAUGCAACAGAAGCCGCUCAAGGCCUACACGCCAGGCGCCCUGACCUUUCUGCUGUCCAUGGGGAGGAACGACGGCGUGGGCCAGAUCAGCGGCUUCUACGUCGGGCGGCUCAUGGUCAGGUUGGCCAAGAGCCGAGACCUGUUUGUGUCCUCGAGCUGGAAGACGAUGAGGCAGGCGGCCCCCUCGUAGCGAGUGCGGGACGGGCAAAAGGACCUUCAGAGCUCCAUCCUGUGGGGGAACCUCCGGAGACUCCACGGUCAACACCCCAACACGAAGAGGAACUCAAAAGUCUUUGCAGGAGGGACGUUCAAUAUUAGAGCAGCACCGGCUGCCGAUCAGCACAACAAAAUGGUCCUUGACCUAUUAUACACUAUUAUACACUCAUUCCCUGGAUGGAGGCCUCCAGCCGGCCCAGCCCUGACCUGGGACUUCAGGAGCCAACACGGAUUCUCAGCCAGUGUGAGGGGUGGAAAGAACCCUGGAUGGGGCUUCAGAGAUCUGGAUGCUCUUCCAGCUCUGUCCUGCAGCCCUCCGGGGCUCAGGCCGUCCGUGCACCCCCAUCAGCCUCCUUUGGGGUCUACUAGAGCCCCGGAUAUUCGGCUGCAGGUUUCCACCCCUCAUUUGUCUUUCCGAAUCCUUUCUGUCAGGUUUGCACAACAAGAGAACUGUGUGGCCGACACGGAACGGUCAUUGGCUUCAGCAUAGAGGAAGCGUCUCGGCUUCGGCUUCCUCUGGCUGCUUCUCCUUUGCCAAAGGCUCGGAGUGCUCCGGACCAUCCCGGACUGGCUUCUCAUGACCCUGCUGGAAUAGCCACUCACCGAGGAGGCCACCCCCAACCCCUGGCAGGCCCCAGAAGUGGGCUUAGAUGGCCUCUAGGGACCCCCGCCCCCAUUUUAUGAGACCCAGCAGCGAAGCAGCUUCUCCAAGCUAACUGUGGCCGAGGACGAGCCAGAUCUACUCAUUGUACCCCCUUUCACCAUCCUCCUUUCCACAGAAGGCCUCAAAGGAGGCUUGGCUGGCCCGACAGACACUUCUAGUGGAAGCUGCUAAGGGCCACUGGGGAGGUGGGAGUCCUUCCUCCGGGGCUCUCUCCGGGCCAGCAUCCUGUCCCAUGCGCCGACACCAUGAAAUGACGUUCCGAUUUGGGGAAAUUACAAAAUUGGUUGCAAUAAAAUUGAGUGUCAGAAGAAGGA
Molecule: messenger RNA, 2168 nt
Organism: Gracilinanus agilis (Agile Gracile Mouse Opossum)
Lineage: Eukaryota; Metazoa; Chordata; Mammalia; Didelphimorphia; Didelphidae
Gene: AIFM2
Product: apoptosis inducing factor mitochondria associated 2
Exons: 10
Coding region: 43-1164 (373 amino acids)
Biological process (GO): apoptotic mitochondrial changes; positive regulation of apoptotic process
Cellular component (GO): mitochondrion; cytoplasm
Molecular function (GO): electron-transferring-flavoprotein dehydrogenase activity; flavin adenine dinucleotide binding
Source: RefSeq, a predicted model, not a curated record